Messenger RNA from Sorex fumeus (smoky shrew), 690 nucleotides. RefSeq names its product probable inactive serine protease 58. Gene Ontology annotation, biological process: proteolysis. The transcript is spliced from 4 exons. Lineage: Eukaryota; Metazoa; Chordata; Mammalia; Eulipotyphla; Soricidae. The record is from RefSeq and is a predicted model, not a curated record. Bases 1 to 690 code for a protein of 229 amino acids. Gene Ontology annotation, molecular function: serine-type endopeptidase activity.
AUGGCAUCAGAUACUACAAACAAAAAGGUUGAGGUACCAGCAGAUUAUGGCAUUCCUUACAUGGUCUAUCUUCAGUCCACCCCAAAGUCCUGUAUUGGGUCUCUCAUUCAUCCUCAGUGGGUACUGACAGCUGCGCACUGCCCCUUACCCACAACAAUCCGACUGGGAGUUUAUCAACCCAGUGUCAUAAACGAGCAAGAACAGAUACGAAAUUACUCGUUGGCACUGCGCUACCCUGAAUUCAACUCACAUUCCCUGCAACAUGAUGUGAUGAUGAUAAAACUCUCUAAACCUGCUGCACUCAACUCCAAUGUGGGAACCAUAGCAAUAGCUCUGGAACCCUUACAAUUGAACAAUUCUUGUUUUAUCCCAACUUGGACCUGGAGUAAAUAUAAAAACUCUCGUGACCCUGAUAACCUGACCUGGAUUAACCAAUAUAUUCUCCCAAGUCACGAGUGCCUUAAUAAGAUAAAUAAACAUAUGAAGAAAGGAACCAUUAUGUGUAUGGGAACACCUGAUACCAUCUUGUCUAAAAAUAAGGAAAUUGCAGCCUCUCCAGCCAUCUGUGGUGGGAGAGUGCAUGGAAUCUUGUCCUGGACAAAAGGAAGUGUCACUUGGGGAAGACAAGGAUUCUUCACAGAAGUUCAUCAUUAUGCAGGAUGGAUUAUGCAAAAUAUUAAUACCCGAUGA